Molecule: messenger RNA, 2348 nt
Organism: Bemisia tabaci
Lineage: Eukaryota; Metazoa; Arthropoda; Insecta; Hemiptera; Aleyrodidae
Biological process (GO): regulation of transcription by RNA polymerase II
Cellular component (GO): transcription regulator complex; nucleus
Source: RefSeq, a predicted model, not a curated record
AACUACUGAUUGACGUUUUUUACUUGAAUCCAAUGAGGUUCUUGUAGCAUGAUGUACAGUGCUGAUAAUUUCUCUGCUCUCAGUGCUCCAGCAGUUCGUUUCCGCAUCUUCACGCGUCUUUAGUGGUUUUCCACGUUACGUAAAAUUGAAUAUUUUCGUAAAUUUUAAUAUUGAUGACGUCCGAUGAACCAAAAAGUGUAAUGGAUGUAGAAAAAUUGAUCCGUCUGGUAGAAGAGCGGAGUCUCAUAUAUGACAAGUCAAAAACAGAUUUCAAAAAUGGUAUGAAAAAGUAUGUCGCGUGGCAAGAAAUAGCAGUUGAACUCGGGAUCUCAAUCAAAGAAGCACAAAAUAAAUGGAAACUACUGCGAGAGAAAUAUGGCAAAGUUCGAAGACUCAUUCAAAGAAGUGGAGUCUCCAAUGAUUCAACCCAACAUGAGUGGGGCUUGUAUAAAUUGCUCAAAUUUUUGGAUCCUCACAUUGUCGGUCGAAGGAGCAGUUCUCAUUUCGAGCCUCCAUCACAAUAUCCUCUCAUAUGCCAAUCGCAGAUUUCUGAUUCCCAAGGCUCUGCCGAGUACAUCGGCGAAGAAUUAGAAGACGAUUGUGAAGACAGCUCGAAAGACUCCAAGGAGCAUGUACCUGUAUUACCUACCCCGUAUCUACCCGCGUAUUUAUCCUCAUCUACCUGUGCUGUGGAGGCUCAAAAAAGACCUUUAUCUCCCUUGGGUUCACACCCAUCCAAUCACAGUUCCAAUGAUAAGCGACGAAAAAUAAGUUCUGAAGAUACGUUUCUAAGUGACUUGAGUCAUUUAUCAGAAGCAGUAGCUUUUAAAGUCUCUAACAGACUGCAGACAAUGGAAGAAAAUGAAGAUAGCUACUUUGGGAAGGAUGUUGUCUCAGAGCUAAGUAAAAUGAGUAAUCUUAAAAAGAAAAGACAAUUAAAAGCUAAGAUAUAUGCCUUAAUCAGCGAGUAUGAUUCUGAUGAAUGAAUAUCGUUUUUAAAAGUAAGUGCCAUUUAAAAUGGCAUUUUCAUUCUUUACUGAAAAGCAAAUAAAAGUUUGCAGCUGCCUAAGAAACAGUGCCCCAAUGGUGAAAGUCUUGAAACAGUAUCAGGGAUCUAUUCAUAACUGAUCGUGAGUUCAUUAUUCCUGAUUGUCUGAUUACAGUUACAUGUAUAAUUUCCAGUUUUUGUAGUUCCAAAUUCUGUUUUUCUUUUUUGUUUUUAAUUGAAUGAAAAAAGUGCCUUUCAAUGUAGUUCUUGAAAAGAGACGUCAAUCCGGAACAACAGCAACUCAUAUUCUGAUGACUUGUUGUAAGAAUCCUUUUCCUGUGAAUGGUCACGUACUAUGUAUAUUUUGUGCGAAAAUAGAAUUUCUGAAAAAUUAAAUCAGGAGAGGAAAGCCUGUCAUUAUUUUAGUCUUAAAUGAAAUGACGUUCGAACUUAAAGUCAAUUCUUAAUUUUUUACAUAAAAGAUAUUAACUUUUUAUUUGGACAAGGGAAUCCAAAUUUUUCUAAAGAAUGUAAGAGCCUCUUUACUAAUUUUUAGUGGCAUCCUUAAAAAUAAUUGAGCACUACAUAAUGCGGUGGCUUUUUGAAGUAGGUAUCUGCCUAUGCUUACAUGUUUUAUCUUCUUCAUAUUUGUAAUUACUUCGUUGCAGAAAAUGCUCUGUUUUCUUGUUUUUAAACCCUCAUGAAUAGAUGGACUGAAAUAAAAUGUUUUACACUUCAUACCUGAGGAAAACACAGAACAAGUGGGGUGUAGUUAAAAUUACGAUUAAUAUGAAACUUUCCUGUUACCUACUUCUAAUAUGAAUGAUUUUUUAUACUUUUUUUUUUUUCAUAUUCCUACUCUAUUAUUUUUUUUUCUUUUGCAGUAAAUAUCUUUAAGUUACCUUAAUCGCCUGUAACCAUGGAGUACUUAUCAACACAUGUAUAAAUAAUUAAGAUUGUAAAAUCUAUUAUUCAAGUCUGUAUUUUCAACAACAGAUUUUAAGUGUCAGUUCUGGUCUUCUGUAUACUCUGUGAUUUUUUGACUCAGUUAACCAAAAAAGAUGCCUAUAUUUUACCAUAUAAUGGUAGGUGUUACAAUAACCAGUGAUUUCACCCAACAGUGUGAUGAACAGUUAGAUCGUGAAUUCAUAAUAACAUCCAUGAAACUGAAGUUACCAUUACUUAUCAAUCCAGUUUUUGUAUCGUUAAUUACUCAGAGGUACACCCUUCUUAUUUCUCUAUGCAUGUAUUGCGUACAAUUUUCUAAGCAGAUACAUGGAGAAGAAAAGAAAGAAAACUGUUUGUUCUCUCUGAUAUGUUAUGUGUUCAUGUUUAAUAAAUCUGCUCGUUUUCUUUCUCA